CUGGAAGACUUGGUUCAGGACCUGGAUAUGUUCCGCCAUGUUUUUGGAAAAUAUGAGGAUGUCGUCCAUAUAUACGGUUAUUUUCCGUGCUGUAAUGAGUUCUCUGAAGAUCAUGUUCAUCAUGGCUUGGAAAGUGGCUGGCGAGUUGGUAAGGCCGAAGAACAUCACUGUGGGUUCGUAAGAACCUAA
Messenger RNA from Heterobasidion irregulare TC 32-1, 189 nucleotides. RefSeq lists its product as uncharacterized. The transcript has a single exon. The record is from RefSeq and is a predicted model, not a curated record. The annotation marks the transcript as partial. Lineage: Eukaryota; Fungi; Basidiomycota; Agaricomycetes; Russulales; Bondarzewiaceae.